UAUGAUAAUGCUAAAUGUACUAAAACUGAGCAGGGUUUUAGAACGUGCGACAUUUUACAAACGGCGCCCCAUAUAAAUCUGCAGUCAUGGACGUUCCUAAACCUUUUAUGUUGACAUUUGACCAAGAUAAUGGAUUGGUGGAAUGAAAGUAGCGGUAAGUCAGACUGACACACGGAUGCUGUGGUAGUUUCAGAUAUCUUAAAGGAAACUGCGCUUUUGCUGAGUCGUUGCUGGUGCUCUUCUAUCGGGGAAGAAACAGUUGAUGCCAUUUUCACGAAUCUCAAGUGCCAUUUCGAAUUAGAAGGUGAACUGAUGCAGUACAAUUCAUCAAAUGAUUUCAUUCAGCGCUAUACUUUUACUCUGGGGUACCUUCGAUCGCUUUGGGUCUGCCUAUGAAGUGUCUGUUCGUCAGACCCCACACGUUAUAAAUGUUGCCGAGGGCGCAAACGACAACAUAACCUGUCAUUUUUAUAUCCCAGAUAAUACUCUUGAUAAAAUGCGCGUCGCUAUAACCUGGAAAAAAGAUAAUGGAACCAAAGUACAUUUUGAGACCAUGGACUUACACCAUUCAAAUACUUCUUCCAGUGUUCUGCAGUUUCACUCAUUGCUUCGGAGUCAGAGCGGGUUGUACACGUGUGAAGUGAAGAUUGAAACACCUAAGCUCUGGAAAGGUCAAGGAAAUGGUACCUAUGUUACAGUCACUGAUGGAAUUACCGUUCUUCAGGAGCCGCACAAGUUGCAGGUUUCUGAAGGCGCAAGUGUGAAUAUGACCUGUAAUUUCAGCAUCCAAACUGUACGUAAUGCCACAAUGUUGGCGGACGUAACCUGGAUUAGAAUACAUGUCAACCGAUCGAAGAUCCAUUUUGAAAGGAUACACUUUCAACUGGCUGCCUCUUCAAGUUUACAGCUUCAUUCAAUGCGUUUGAAUGAAAGUGGUUUGUACAUAUGUGAAGUGAACAUCGUAUCACCAAAACUCUUGAAGGGGAAGGGGAAAGGAACUCACGUUGUGGUGACAGCAAUCAAACCCGGGUGGCCAGGCAACCUGGCAGCUGCAGGUGUUAGCCUGUUUGGUCUGCUGGCGAUUAUGGUUGUAAUAGCCAUAAUUUCCAAAAAACGUCGAGGAAACAGCCAAGUCAGUGUGAACAGGGCAGAAAAUGAUCAACAGGCUGAGGUCCCCGAGGUUACUUAUGCAUCUAUCAACAAACAAAGGACCCACAGCUCUAAAAACCAACAGAGGACGGAGGACAAAAAACAGAGCCAGGAUUCCACUAACGAGGAGCAAGUUAUCUAUUCUGCUAUCCAAAUAAAACAUGCAGAUUAGAUGAGCCAUCAUCACAUCACAUCUAUUUUACAGUGAUAAAAUAGCCUGUGUGUUUGUUAAAUUAUGUGAAUGUUAAUAGCUGACAUAAUAUGGGCUUUAAAUAUUGUAUUGAUAAAUACUAUACUAGUAAACAAGAAAGAGAGAGAUGUUUGUGUAUGAAUAGGAAGGCACUUGUAAUAAAUGUGAAUUGAAGAUAUCUCAUUCUAAUGUAAUUCAGGCUCUGGGCUCUGUCAAGCGCUUAGAGACUAUUUCAAAUGUUACUGGCACUAUAUACAUUGAAAGAUAUACACUUUUGAGGAUCUAACACUUUAAGGAAGUCACCCUCUGAAGGAACUCAUCUUAACAGUAUGAAACAGCAUGUGGGGCCACAGUAGCCACAAUAACAAGGUUCCUCCUGACAAAUCACAAUGAUCAAGAUCAGCCUGUGAACCAGACUGUCCAGAUACAAGAUUAUGUCUUUCCCUAUGUUAUUUCUGGAGUUUGUUCAGGUUCAGAAGCCAACCAUUUUCUUUGCUACAGGUACCUUGUAUGAGAAGUUAAAAGAAGAGUUUGCAAAACGAUUGUCAUGUUUACAAAAAUAUUGUAAAUUGAAUUUGAGGGAGAGGUGAAAAUAAAGUAAUUGAAAUUAAGUAAUUGUGUGUGUGUGCGCUCAUCUGUGUGUGUGCGUGCGCCUGUAUGUGAAUGUAUGUGUUUCAGAGAGAGAG
Clupea harengus (Atlantic herring) is the source of this 2025-nucleotide messenger RNA. RefSeq lists its product as uncharacterized. Gene Ontology annotation, biological process: B cell receptor signaling pathway; B cell differentiation. The record is from RefSeq and is a predicted model, not a curated record. NCBI's taxonomy places the organism in Eukaryota, Metazoa, Chordata, Actinopteri, Clupeiformes, Clupeidae. Gene Ontology annotation, cellular component: external side of plasma membrane; B cell receptor complex.